Strongyloides ratti is the source of this 1083-nucleotide messenger RNA. RefSeq lists its product as hypothetical. The coding region runs from base 1 to 1083 and encodes 360 amino acids. Lineage: Eukaryota; Metazoa; Nematoda; Chromadorea; Rhabditida; Strongyloididae. The transcript is spliced from 4 exons. The record is from RefSeq and is a predicted model, not a curated record.
AUGUUACAAUUUUGUGGAGUAAUAAAUUUUGGUACAAAAAAAUUUAUUGAAAAUGUACCACCAGAUUCAGUAUAUAUAAGUUUUUUAAAAUAUGGAACAAAUAGUAAAUGGAAAAAAGGAAAAUAUAUUGUAUAUUGGCCAUCUUAUCCUCAAUUUAAUGGUAUAGGAAAUGGUCAUAAUACAAAGAUUUACGAUACUAGUGAUUGUAGAUGCUAUCUUUCUGCCUUAAUUUAUGUUAUGAUAAAAGGAAUAUAUAAUUUAAAGUUAAAAAAAGUUUCAAUUAUAACUGACAGUGAUUUCUUAAAAUAUUUUAUUGAAACAAAAUUAGAUAUUUAUAAAAACAGUGAAGUUUUAUAUUAUUUUAAAGAUGAAAAAAUGUUAAGUAGAAAUUUUGAUUUAAUUAAAAUUAUUUAUUUAACUGACUCUAAAAAUUAUAAUAUUCCAACUAUGAAAAUCUUACAGUAUUACAAUGGAAAUAAAUUAGAUAAAGAAGAAGUAAUAAAACGGUAUGAAAAUUUAAUUUAUGGUAAACGAAAUGUUUGGUAUUAUUUGGAUGAAAACGGAAAAAAAAGUUUAGAAAAAAAAUGUUUUCCAAAAUUAAAUGAACCAUCUUUUAAAACAGAACUUGAAAAUACUACAAAACAUGCUUCUAUGUAUUAUGCAACUGGUGUUUUUCAUAGUAAAUAUAUGAAUGAAUACAUUACAAAAUAUGUUUUUCAAUCUUUUAAAGAUAGAGUUUGUGUUGUAGAAACUAUUAAACAAAAAAAAUUAAAUUUAUUACCAAUAAAAUUACACAGUAUAGUAAAAUGUUUAGAAACUGCAAUUAGUUUGGGACGUCAAGAAAUUAUAUUAGUUCAUGAUAUAAAGUUUUUAUCAUAUGCUUUAAAAAAUGACUGGACGAAUGACCAAGGUGAAGAAAUAAGUUAUAAAGAACAUUAUUAUCAAAUAUUAGAAUUAUUAUCAAAUAUUAAUGUAGAUUUUAGUUAUUAUGAUAUACUAACAUUUCCUCCAAGUUUUUCAUUUUUCAAAACAAUGUCAGCAGCUUUUUAUUUAAAUGAUUAUAGAAAGUGUGAAUUUGGAUAG